UCUUUGUUUGUUAAUGGAAAGCAUUUUAAACACAAUCAGAGACAUAAACAUCAACUCAUGAUGAAAGGAACUAUUACAUUUGAUAAAUAUAUUGUCAUUUUCACACUUUGAUUUAAAUUCCCAAAAGAGGAGUCAUUUUUUUUUUUUUUUUAAUAUCUUAUCCUAGUUAUAUCAAUUAAAUAAAUGGUGAGGUAUAGUUGAUGGGAGUUUCUAUUUAUAUAUAUAUGUAUAUAUAUAUAUGAUGAUCAUAUCAAAGUUGUAUAAGGUGGUUCAAGUCAUAGUCCUCCAAACUAAGUAAGUAAUCAUGUUAUCUUUAUCCCCUCCUUUGUUUUCACCCUUUGGAUGGGCAUUAGAGGACAACUACAACAACCAUAGAGAAGCAGAAACUACUUGUGAAUCAUUUCUUCAUUUUCCUUCAAUUCAGAACAACAACAUUGGGUCCGGCGAAUCUCCAAUUUUUGGUGCAAGCGGUGAAGAUGCAGCAGCCACUAUGGUUAAAAAAAUAAACCAUAAUGCUAGUGAGCGCGAUCGUCGUAAGAAGAUUAACAAUUUGUAUUCCUCUCUCCGUUUACUGCUUCCACCACCUGAUCAAACGAAGAAAUUAAGCAUUCCGGCAACAGUGUCACGGAUGCUAAAAUACAUACCAGAGCUACAGAAGGAAUUGCAAAGAUUGGUUCAAAAGAAGGAAGAUCUUUCAUCAAGGAUUAUUUCUAGUUGUAGGCAAUUAGGAGAAAAUCAAAGUCAUCCACAAGCUUUGACUAAGAGCUCUUCUUCAUCUGUUGUUUCAGCAAGUCAACUGGGUGAUACAGAAGUUGUAAUUCAGAUAUCAACAACAACAACAGUUAAGACUAAUAGUAAUACUCCUUCAUUUUCUGAGGUCUUACUAAAUUUAGAGCAAAAUGGACUUCUUUUGUUGGAUGCUUCUGUUUUUCAAUCCUUUGGAGACACCAGGAUCUUCUAUAAUCUGCACCUUCAGAUUCAACAGGUGCAAGGAACUCCAAAGAUGGAGCUUGAAAUGUUGAGACGAAAGUUACUCUCUUUCUAUGAGAAGAGAGACUAAUUGUUACCAUGACUUUUUGGCUUUAUAUAAUUUAACAGGAGGUGGUUGUAAUUUUUGUAAACAAACAACUUGUACAAAGGUUCAAUAUAUAUAUAUAUAUAUAUAUUGAUAGAAACUAAAUUGUGAUUGUUACUUUUGUCAUCAAAUAACCUGUACAAAGGUUCAAUAUUGCGGAAAUAUUUUUCAUGAUAUACUGUCUUAAAUUUUUU
Molecule: messenger RNA, 1269 nt
Organism: Cornus florida
Lineage: Eukaryota; Viridiplantae; Streptophyta; Magnoliopsida; Cornales; Cornaceae
Product: transcription factor bHLH100
Exons: 3
Coding region: 305-1060 (251 amino acids)
Biological process (GO): regulation of transcription by RNA polymerase II
Cellular component (GO): RNA polymerase II transcription regulator complex
Molecular function (GO): DNA-binding transcription factor activity, RNA polymerase II-specific; RNA polymerase II transcription regulatory region sequence-specific DNA binding; protein dimerization activity
Source: RefSeq, a predicted model, not a curated record